Messenger RNA from Drosophila albomicans, 1278 nucleotides. Its product is annotated as zinc carboxypeptidase-like. Gene Ontology annotation, molecular function: metallocarboxypeptidase activity; zinc ion binding. The transcript has 5 exons. The coding region runs from base 1 to 1275 and encodes 424 amino acids. Gene Ontology annotation, biological process: proteolysis. NCBI's taxonomy places the organism in Eukaryota, Metazoa, Arthropoda, Insecta, Diptera, Drosophilidae. The record is from RefSeq and is a predicted model, not a curated record.
AUGCAGCUUCUGAGUUGGAUUAUUCCUUUUUUGACUUUCAUAGUCUUAACACAAACAGGAAGUGUGAUAAAGGAUGAAAAAGUGCGCUAUGAUAAUCAUGUUGUCUAUAAAAUCAAGUUCAGUAAUGUUCUUCAAAGACAACUCUUGCUGCAGCUGGCCAAGAGACAUCAAAGUUACAACGUCUGGAAUGAAUCCCCCUCGGAACUUCAUUUAAUGGUCAGUCCAAAAGCUAUUUCGGAAUUUGAGAAAACAUUAAACAGAGCAAAUGCCACAGCUGAAAUAUUUAUUCCCAAUGUUCAAGUUUUAAUCGAUAAUGAGCAUAUGGAAAACUCAAGAGCAACUUCCACAUUUGGAUGGAAGCGUUAUAAUAACUUGGCUGAGAUCGAGGCUUGGUUGGAUGAAAUACUCGAGAAAUAUUCGGAUGUUACUGAAGGAUUUGUGGUGGGAACAUCCUACGAAGGACGCACUAUAAGAGGCAUAAAGAUCUCCUAUAAAGAAGGCAAUCCUGGAGUGUUUAUUGAGAGCAAUAUUCAUGCCAGAGAAUGGAUUACUUCAGCUACAGCGACUUGGUUAAUCAAUGAAUUGUUGAGCUCAGAGGAUGAACUGAUAAGAGAACUCGCUGAGAAUCAUGAUUGGUAUUUUGUACCUGUGCUGAAUGUGGAUGGAUUUGUUUACACGCAUGAGAAGGAUCGCAUGUGGCGCAAGACGCGACAACCUGUUAGUCACUCUACUUGCAUUGGCGCCGAUGCCAAUCGCAACUUUGAUGUGCAUUGGAUGGAGAAUGGCGGCGCAUCCGAUGAUCCUUGUCAAUUUGAUUAUGCUGGAACACAUCCUUUUUCAGAGCCAGAAGUCAAAGGCUUGGCGGAAUAUCUUGGCACUGUUAAAGAUAAAGUAAAUGUUCUACUCGCAUUUCACUCUUAUAGCCAGGUGCUGCUCUCUCCCUAUGGCCACACAGAUGAAGAGGUUCCUGAUAAUUUCAACGAUCUCCUGCAUGUGGCCAAAGCUUAUGCUGAUGCAGUGGAAGCUUUGCCUUAUGGCACCAACUAUCUCUAUGGCUCUACAGCCAAAUUACUUUACAUGUCAUCCGGUGCCACAAACGAUUAUGCUUAUCAGCAGGGCAUCGAGAUAGCUUACACUGUGGAGAUGCGGGAUAGAGGAACUUUUGCUUUUGUCCUGCCGCCUGCUUUCAUUAUUCCCAAUGCCGAGGAGACAUUGAUUGGCAUUAUAGCUUUGCUGGCUGAGUGCAAAAAGCUGGGCUAUUUGGCUCUUAAAUAAAUG